CACUGACAGUGAUUCGUAUUCGUAUUCCAAAAAAAUGGAUUUCAAUCAAUUGAUUUGAAUCCUUUUUUUACUGCAAAAAGUAUUCGGACAUAUGAUUCGAAUCACAUCUCGUGAUUUAAAUCAAUUUUUUGAGGAUUCGUCCCAGCUCUGCUCUAUUUGUAUGAUUACUUCAAAUACUAACACUAUAGUUUGUCAUAAAGUGAAGCUGUGAAAAAGAGUUAUUUUGACUCAUGCACAAAGGCGCAUAUUAUUAUUUUGUACGACGAUGGUGCGAAGGAAACUUGGCGUAUUUUUGUGUUUAAAAUGGUGAUAGAUUGUGGAUACUAUGAAUUAAAAUGGAAUAAAAUAGAAUAAGCUAAUGUAUAGGCUUCAGUGUUAUCACUUGAUAGUUUAAGUAUUGCCAAUUUAAGAAAAUUUUAUGGGAUUUACACAAUAUAUGCUUCUCUUUUCUCAUAUUUAUUUUAUCUUCAGUCAUAGUAUCGGUUUGGACCAAGAAUAAAGAAGAUUCGGACCUUAAUUUUAAUUAAAUAUAACAAAAUAUUUAGCAGAGGUUAUUUUGAAAUUUGAUGUUUGGAAAUGAUCUUUUCUGUAUAGAAAUGUUUUAUUAAGCAAAAGUAAAAGUUAUUAGAGAAGAGUAGACAAUCCUUAUGGAUUGUCUUCAGUGGGGAUUCUGAUAUUCAAAUAAAAGUGUCUUGACUCACUAAAUGCAAUUUUUAAGAGUGAGAGUAAACGACACGACUAACGUAUGUGUCUAUACGAUUUGAAUCUUCUUUAGUGAAUAAAGUGAAUGUGACCUGAACUUCGACUGUGCUAACGCUUAUCGCUUCGCAGAAAUAAACAUGAAGACAAUCACUUUGAUAUUAUUUCAAUGUACCAUUCAGGUAUUAUCAAGUGCCUUGAAGUCCCCCAUCCGUGCACCAUUAAGCAUAAUAACACUAAACGAUAUUACGCCAAGUGAACGACGACAUAUUGCUUACCUGGAACAAAAAUUGGAGAGAUCUAAAAGAUCUGGAAGCGAUUCGGGAGCAAUUCUCAACAUAAUAAAGACUUCAAUCGGAAAUGGUAUUAAGAAAAAGAUAGGACAACUAACCAAGGCAUCAGCCGCAGCUUCUGGAGAAUUUAGCAGAACAAGUAGCAAUAAAGGAGAAGAGCAUUACCACUACACAAAUCACGUUCCACAUCAUGUUGAACAUGAACCGUCAUUUGAUUUUUGGUAUUUGAAAAAAUCAGUUUUAAAUACGUUACUUCAAGCAGUAAAGGCCAUAAAGGGAGGAGUAAUAGCAAUUAAAGGUCAAUUAAUCAAAGGUGGAGGAAAACUUGUUAGUGCAUCUGGAAAAUUGGUUAGUUCACAAGGGGAUGCAAUCACAAAACUUGGAAAGACCAUUGCCACGAACGCUAUACUAGUACCUUAUCACUCAUCUUCAUCUAAUAAAGGACACUACCAUGAAGAAUAUGAAGUUGAAAACCAUUAUCCAGGACCCAGUCAUGAAGAUAUCUAUCAUAAUGGUCCAUCAGGUUCUAGCCUAGACUACCACGUAACAGAAGAUCAUCCACAUCAUCACGAUGAAGGUUCCGGUGGUCUGCUGAUAUUAAAAAAAAUUACGGAUGUAAAUCAGGGACCACAGAUUCAUCACCGUCAAUCCCACUACGUCCAACCACCAAGUGCCAGUAAUCUAUUUAGUAAAUUAUUUUCAGCAUCUUCAUCAUUAGAUCCGCAUAAACCAGAAUUAUAUCCAGAUAAAUUUCCACCAAAUGACUAUACUGAUGAAGUUUAUAAAGAACCAUCUUACAAUAAAGAUUACGAACUAGCUUCUUUAGCUUCUGAUAAUACUCCCCAGGAGAUUCCAUCUGCAAGUACAGUUUCAAAACAUCGCAUUCGUUUAUCACCCAAUGAUCAAUCAAAAAAUUAUUUUAAUCAAAAUUCUAAUAAUUUAAUUAUAUCUCCGUUAAAAAAUCAAAUCAAGACAGUUCCUCAAACUUCUGAUUCCAGCUUUAAAGGAUCAGAAACGAACAACGUCGCAAAUAAUGAAAAUCCGGAUUAUAAUACUAAAACCAAUUAUGUAUCUGAAGUUACCAAACCGUUAUCAAUAUAUUUGGAAACACCUAAAAUGAAUUAUUUACUACCUCCAACCAACUAUGAUUCUCCAACCACGAACUAUGAACAGUCAGCUUUAAGCGAUUUUAAUUUGAACCAGGUAUUUCGAGCAAAUUAUGAAAAUAGAUUCAAUAAUAAAACAUCGCAUGGACAAGAAUUGGUAGAGCUGAGCUUAACACCAUCAAUAACUUAUGAAAUCAAAGAAGAUGGUACCCAAAGAAUAGUGUAA
Molecule: messenger RNA, 2324 nt
Organism: Psylliodes chrysocephalus
Lineage: Eukaryota; Metazoa; Arthropoda; Insecta; Coleoptera; Chrysomelidae
Source: the annotation of a GenBank genome assembly